AUGGGUUAUAAAUUCCUUAAACUUGCUUCUUCGCCCUUCCGGAGUAGCAACUUAAGGAUUGCCGUCAGACAGUACUCUUCUGCACAUGAGGCUGAUGUUGUAGUGAUUGGAUCGGGCCCUGGCGGUUAUGUAGCUGCUAUAAAAGCUGCACAGUUAGGAUUCAAGACUAUUUCAGUGGAGAAAGAUCCCACCCUUGGUGGUACUUGUUUGAAUGUAGGAUGUAUCCCAUCAAAGGCUUUGUUGCACAACUCUCAUCUGUACCAUAUGGCUCAACACGACUUCAAACAUCGAGGAAUCGAAACUGGCAAUGUGACCUAUAACUUUGAUACUAUGAUGUCAUACAAGUCAAAUGCUGUGAAAGCUUUGACUGGUGGUAUUGCUAUGCUCUUCAAUAAAAAUAAGGUGAAAUUAGUACGCGGAGUGGGUUCAAUAACUGCCCCAAACAAGGUGGAAGUAAAGGGUGAGAAAGGAGUGGAGACGAUAAACGCUAAGAACAUUAUCAUUGCAACUGGUUCUGAAGUUACACCGUUCCCUGGUGUUACUUUUGACGAACAGCAAAUCAUCACAUCGACCGGUGCACUCUCACUAUCAAAGGUUCCGAAAAAGAUGUUGGUUAUUGGGGCUGGUGUGAUUGGUCUAGAGUUAGGCUCUGUAUACCAGAGGCUUGGCUCUGACGUCACUGCUAUUGAGUUUCUUGAUAGCAUUGGAGGAGUUGGUAUUGACGGAGAGGUCUCCAAGACCUUACAGAAGAUCCUUGCCAAGCAAGGCAUGAAGUUCAAGUUGGGCACCAAAGUGACUGCUGUCAAGAAGGAGGGUGGCGGCGUUAAGGUUGAUGUGGAAGCAGCUAAGGGUGGCAACAAGGAGACAAUGAACUGCGACGUAGUCUUGAUCUCCAUCGGUCGUCGUCCAUUCACAAAGGAUCUUGGGUUGGACAAAGUUGGCAUCGCUUUGGAUGACCGCGGUCGGGUGCCAGUCAACAACAAGUUCCAAACCACUGUACCUGGUAUCUUUGCUAUUGGUGACGUCAUCCAUGGCCCAAUGUUAGCACACAAAGCUGAAGACGAAGGUAUUGUGUGCGUCGAGGGAAUUAAGGGUAUGCCGGUGCAUUUCAACUACGAUGCCAUUCCGUCAGUCAUUUACACAUCACCAGAGGUCGGCUGGGUCGGCAAGUCAGAGGAGGAUCUUAAAAAAGAGGGCAAAGCGUACAAAGUAGGCAAAUUCCCGUUCUUGGCGAAUUCGCGUGCGAAGACCAACGGCGAACCGGACGGUUUCGUCAAAGUACUAGCGGACAAGGCAACUGACGUCAUACUCGGAACACAUAUCAUUGGACCGGGAGGCGGUGAACUGAUCAACGAGGCUGUGCUUGCGCAGGAAUACGGUGCUGCUGCUGAAGAUGUAGCGAGAGUGUGCCAUGCGCAUCCCACAUGCGCCGAGGCCCUAAGAGAAGCGAAUUUGGCCGCGUACAUCGGUAAACCUAUCAACUUUUAA
Leptosia nina is the source of this 1488-nucleotide messenger RNA. Lineage: Eukaryota; Metazoa; Arthropoda; Insecta; Lepidoptera; Pieridae. The record is from the annotation of a GenBank genome assembly.